UUCCAAAGAGUCGGCAAAGCUUGAAAAACCAACCGAAUUCUUCCAUUUCGCCGGAAGAGAGGUAGAGAAAUGUCGAUGGGAACGUCCACGCAGGCAUACGGUGAGCCCUGGUACUGGGACAACCGCUAUGCCAACGAAUCAGGACCGUUUGAUUGGUACCAGAAAUACCCUUCCUUAGCUCCAUUGAUCCGCCAUUGCAUCCCUCUCCACCACCACCGCGUCCUCGUGGUCGGUUGCGGCAACUCAACUUUCAGCGUAGGUAUGGUGGAUGAUGGUUACGAAGACGUGGUGAACAUUGAUAUAUCGUCGGUGGUGAUCGAAGCUAUGCAGAAGAAGUAUCCCAAUCGUCCUCAGCUCAAAUAUAUCAGGAUGGAUGCUCGAGACAUGAGUUCUUUUCAAACAGGUUCAUUUCAUGCGGUUGUUGAUAAAGGGACGCUGGACUCUAUAUUGUGUGGGAAUAAUUCACGACAAAAUGCGAAGCAGAUGCUUGAUGAAGUGUGGAGAUUGAAGCAGUUGAUGACAAACUAUAGGGUCCUUAAGGAUAAAGGCGUCUAUAUUCUGAUCACAUAUGGAUCUCCAACUUAUCGCCUGUCUUUGUUGAGGGAAUCAUGCCUGUGGCGGGUAAAACUUCACGUGAUAGACUGGUUGUUCACCCUGCAUUCUCUUUCAUUCAUGCAUUCUGUCAUAGCCUCUCAAUACUUCCUGAUAAACUUAUUGCAGAAGAGCACACUGAACAGCCAACUUGGGAACUUACUAACCCUGUUCCAUUGGAAGAUGGAAGCUCAUUGGAAGAAGUACUUGGAAAGCACCGCGAUGUCCAUUACAUUUAUGUUUGUACGAAGGAUGAUUCUUUAGGGCCAGAUGCGGGACAUUAAGCGGCAACUACGGGAAGAAGAUAAGUGUCCCCAACAUUUUGUGUUGUGAUUAUUUUUUCAAUUGUUAGAACAACAUAAAAUGUCAUCUGGAGAUUGCUAGUUUUUGUUUCAUUUCGUGAUGUAGUAGUCAUAAAUCGUAUUCAUAAGCUAUUAAAAUGUAUGUUGACCUGAUCUUCCACAAACUUGUGAUUCUAUUUCUUGUAAUCUAUUUAUUGAUUCUUGAAGUGCUGUGCAGUUGAUCCAA
Messenger RNA from Tripterygium wilfordii, 1119 nucleotides. Its product is annotated as EEF1A lysine methyltransferase 4. The coding region runs from base 70 to 855 and encodes 261 amino acids. Lineage: Eukaryota; Viridiplantae; Streptophyta; Magnoliopsida; Celastrales; Celastraceae. Gene Ontology annotation, molecular function: S-adenosylmethionine-dependent methyltransferase activity. The transcript is spliced from 10 exons. The record is from RefSeq and is a predicted model, not a curated record.